This is a messenger RNA of Stereum hirsutum FP-91666 SS1, 1850 nucleotides long. RefSeq lists its product as uncharacterized. Bases 120 to 1598 code for a protein of 492 amino acids. Gene Ontology annotation, molecular function: protein binding; phosphatidylinositol-3,5-bisphosphate binding; phosphatidylinositol-3-phosphate binding. Gene Ontology annotation, biological process: protein lipidation; protein localization to phagophore assembly site; nucleophagy. The record is from RefSeq and is a predicted model, not a curated record. Lineage: Eukaryota; Fungi; Basidiomycota; Agaricomycetes; Russulales; Stereaceae. Gene Ontology annotation, cellular component: phagophore assembly site membrane; cytosol; extrinsic component of membrane. The transcript is spliced from 4 exons.
CCACGAUUACCACGAGCUUCCUCUACUUAUUACCUACUAUCCGUUGCUGCUUACUACUAGUAGAGUCGCCUGGUUGACUCUCUGCUUCCACUAUCUGCAACGGAAGGCUCGCAGGCCCAAUGAACCUAGCCCGUCACUCCAUCACCGCAACGAACCCUGUCCAGCUCUUUAACGUCCAGUUUGAUGCCGAUUGCAAUGUGUUCACGACUACGACGCCUGCGGGAUUCGCAGUGUAUAGAUCAUGUCCUCUAGAACUGAUUCGCAAACGAGAAGUAACAGGCGGAACGCUCGCAGCGGCCGUACCUCUCCAUUCAUCAUCUCUCUUAUUUCUUUUGGGUGGCGGGCGAAGUCCACGAUAUCCGCCAAAUAAGGUCAUUCUGUGGGAUGAGCCUUCAGGACAGGAGGUGGCUGAACUGGAGUUCAGGGAGAAGGUCCGUGGGGUUGCGUGUCGGAGAGGUUGGCUUGCUGUUGCUCUACGGAGACGGGUAGUUGCGUUUGAAGUAGGAGAGGUGGUAACUAGGUAUGGGGAAUGGGACACUUGCGAUAAUCCCAAAGGUCUGCUCGCCAUCGCAACCGGGGCCUACGCCACCCUCCUCGCAGUCCCAGGUCGCCAAACGGGCCACGUACAACUCAUUCAUCUACCCCCGUGCCGUCCACCAGAACCCGUCGGGCCCCCUCCGGAUACAUCCCCUUCCUCUUACUCCCGCCCUUCCGGAUCCAAGGCCAAGGCCAAGACUAAACCGCCAUCACAACAUGUACCAACCAAACUCCCGCACUCUAUCAUUGUGGCCCAUAAUACUGCGCUUACGACGCUCUCCGUUCCGCCUUCUGGCAGGUUAUUGGCCACGACGUCGUUGAGGGGGACGUUGGUGAGAAUAUGGGAUACGGCGACGGGGAAGCAGCUGAGGGAGUUUAGGAGAGGGUCGGAUCAGGCGGAGAUCUAUGGGGUUGCGUUCAGACCGGAUGAAACGCAGAUCUGUGUGUGGAGUGACAAGGGGACGAUACAUGUCUUCGCUCUCUCUAAUGUCGGGCCUGGGACUUCGAAUCGACAAUCUACCCUUUCCUCAUUAACAUCGUACCUCCCUCUCCCGAGAUACUUCGACUCUGAAUGGUCUUACGCACAGUUUCGGAUACCAACGCAGUCGGCGCACAUCUCACUAUCGCAACAGACAUCGCCGAGACAACCGUCUGAAACAGACACAGAGGAGGAGAAAUGCGCCGUUGGAUGGAUAGUGCAUCACACCACACCGGACGGUGGUGUGGCGUCUGGUUCCGGAGCUGUAGAGCAUCAGCUCAUCGCACUGACAUACACGGGCGGAUGGUAUCGUUUGUCGCUUCCAAACGCAUCUACUGCGUCUUCGUCCUCGACACCUUCUGGAGCCAGUCUAUCGUCAUCACCCUCGUCUGCUUCGAGACCCCUCUCACCACCUAGUAUCAGGUCUAUGCACACCCCAAGACCGAGAUCGACUAGUGGGUCGUCGUUCACGACAAGGGCCGACAAGGGCAAGGGGAGAGAGGGCGAGAAGGAGAAGAAGGAGAGUCGAGAUUGUGUGUUACAAGAGUUUAGACGGUUCGGGAGGUGGGAUGGGUGGGGUUAGCUUGUCGUCGCAUUCGUGUCUCUUUCUUCCGUUGUUUCUAUUUUGUCUAUCUGAUGGUACAGCCAUGGGUAUUUACUCUGCUUGCAUUUUUCUCUUCCUUUCCUACAUGCCUCCUUCACUCUUUAUCGAGGAUCGUUUUUUUUCAAUGGCCAUGGUAUCGUCUACAUGUUUCUCCGUCUGGAUCACUCGUUGUGUCUUGGAUAUACACUUGCUUUGACCUACCUAUCGCACUCACGUGUAUAACUAGUAAUC